AUGGCUGCGGUCUCCGGCGUUGCGUUCCUAUCCCAGUUACACGAGACAUGCAAAACUGUGCCCUUAGCCUCCCAGCACCAUCUGCAUACUAUGUCCACCCGUCGAUAUAGCCAACGGCGCAAUUUCAUUCAUUCUUUGUUUUUUUCUUUCUUUCCUUUACAGUUUCUUUUCUUUCUUUUUCUUUCAAGACACUCCUUUUUUCAAGCCAUUCUUUCUUUCUUUCUUUUUUUUUUCAUUUUUUCUUUCAUGACAUUUCUUUUUUCUAUCAUAAUAUUCAUCCAUUCUUUCUUUUUUACUAUUAAGAAAUUUCCAUUUUCUUUCACUCUUUGCUUCAUUUUUUCUUUCUUUUAUUCGUUAUUUUUUCUUUUUUUUCCUUUCAAUACAUUUCUUUCUUUAUUUCAUGGCACUCUUUUUUUAGAAGUCAUUUUUCUUUCUUUCUUUUUUCAAGACAUUCUUUUUUUCUUUCAAGACAUUUUUCCCUUUUUCUUUCAUGAUUCUUUUUACUUUCUUUCAUUCAAGACACUCUUUAUUUACAAGCCACUUUUUUCUUUCUUUUUUCUUUUUCUUUCACAUUUUUCUUUCGUGACAUUCAUUCAUUUAUUCAUUCAUUUUUUCUUUUUUUUCUUUUUAGACAAUAUUUCUUUCUUUCAUUCAAGACACUCUUUUUUCUUUCAAAUCAUUCAUUUUUUACUUUUACUUUCUUUUAUUCGGUCAUUUUUCUUUCUUUUUCCUUUCGAUACAUUUCUUUCUUUCUUUCAUUCAUUUAUUCAAGACACUCUUUUUUUCUUUCAAGCCAUUCUUUCUUUCUUUCUUUCACUCUUUCAUUCAUUCAUUCAAGACACUCUUUUUUCUUUCGAGCCAUUCUUUCUUUCUUUCUUUGUGAAGACUGCUUUUCCUUAG
Acanthosepion pharaonis is the source of this 900-nucleotide messenger RNA. Lineage: Eukaryota; Metazoa; Mollusca; Cephalopoda; Sepiida; Sepiidae. The record is from the annotation of a GenBank genome assembly.